Molecule: messenger RNA, 1041 nt
Organism: Ambispora leptoticha
Lineage: Eukaryota; Fungi; Glomeromycota; Glomeromycetes; Archaeosporales; Ambisporaceae
Source: the annotation of a GenBank genome assembly
AUGGGUAACGAAACUUCAAAAUCAAGACCAGUAUCAAACGAUAAACGACGACGAAGUUUCGUGGAUUUUCUGAUAAGAAACGCUGCAAUUAUCCCGACAAAACAAAAAACAUACAAAAAAAAUUUAAUAAUUUCGAAAGGGAAACAACAAAUAAUGAGUGAAGAUGAACUCGAUAUUGUUGCGCCGUUCGACGUAAAUGGACAUCAGAAAUAUAUGUUCCCGGUCAGUGAGAAUGAAGUUGCUUUAAUGCAAAUGAGACAUUACUUGUAUCGAGAGAUUUGGGGCACGAAUUUUUCCGCGCCCGUUGAUGAAUUAUUGCGGAAAGGAAAUACUAAGGUUUUAGAUAUUGGAUGUGGGCCUGGUACCUGGAUAUUGGAAAAUGCUACAGAAUAUGAAGAAGCACAGUUCACGGGAAUCGAUAUUGCAGCGUUAUAUCCAAAAGAAAUUAAACCACCAAAUACACGCUUUAUUAAUUCAGAUAUUUUUCAAGGAUUGCCUUUUGAAGAUAACACAUUCGACUUCGUGUAUUGUCGAUUUAUGAUGUUUGUAUUCACACUUGAAGACUGGCAAGAUAAAGUGAUACCUGAACUAGCAAGAGUUUUGAAACCCAAUGGAUGGCUAGAAAUCAUGGAAGGUGACAUUGUCUGGCAUAAUGAACCAGCGCGCGUAAAGAAUUUACGACUGAAAAUUGUCGAAUUCCUAAAGAAAAAACGAGGAAUAGAACCAAUCUUAAGUCCGAUUAUGCCACAACUUAUCAAACAAUGCGGCCAAUUCUCAAUAGUGUAUCAAGACGAGCGCUCCGCACCGCUUGGGAAGUGGGGUGGAAAUAUCGGCAAAGUGAACAUGGAAUUUUUGAAAUGGGGUGCUGAGUGUCUGGGUGAUACGGUCGCGAAUUCGUUAGGACUUGAAGAUUCAGAUUAUAAAAAAUUGUUGCAUGGAGGAUUCCGGGAAAUCGAUGAGUCGAAUGUGGCCUCGACAACGCAUCGAUUCUGGGCAAAGAAGAUUCGAUUGGCGGAAGAUGAUUUGUUUGCUGGAUUCUGA